CUUAACUUAUUAACUGACUAGUUUCCAGGCAUUGUCCAUUUCUAAUUCGACGAAAUUUCUCGUGAAGCCCGGUGGGGUUAGUCGACGAAGACUUGGACUGAUACUAAUUUCUCGUUAUUUACUUCUUGUUUAUAAUAACUCAAAGUUGUUAUGUGUUUAGGUUCAUUGCGUUGUAAGGUGUUUACAGAGGUUUGUCUCUGUUUGGUUGUUUGUAGGGCUCUUGAGUUUUAGUUUCUUUUGCCCUUUGUAAUGUUUGAAGUUUGAACCAGUUUUACUGGUGUGGAACUUUGGUUGCUUGGGCUAUAAAAGAUUUUCAUUCAUCAAAAAAAAAAAUAACUCAAAGUUGUUUCAGCUUUUGGCUGUCUGUAACUGGAUCUGACGAAGCCAUAGAGGAUGAACCGAUCUCCCUUAUUUAGCAGUGGGUUGGAAUUGGGAAGUUUGGUUGUGACCUCUGAUGUCCUGCACCAUUCAUGGGCGGCAAUUUCUGGACUGUACAGAGAAAUCAAUGAAGCGUCAUCGUCCUUCUCUGUUAGAUUCAAAGUUGAUCAGAAGCCAAACUGUACAAUCAUAGCUUUCGUUACAUGGCCUCCUUGUACCAAAGAGCAUCUUCGAGGAGAAGGAGGACGAGACUUCGUUUCAUCAUCAACUCUUCCUCUCUUUGAAUUCCUGUGCACCAAAACCAACCCACGUUUCUCCAUUCACAAACCUGCAAUCGACCUUUUUCAGAGUGUCCGUGGAGCGCUGGAUUUCUUGAAAUCAGAAAUUUCCAAUUCUAAGCCAUUAAUUAUCACUGGACACUCUUUGGGAGGAUCUAUUGCCUCUCUCUUCACCUUAUGGCUGCUAGACAAAAUCAAUUUAGCAAACAUCAAACGCCCACUUUGUAUCACUUUUGGGUCACCCCUUAUUGGUGAUGAAGGCAUGCAAGAAGCCAUAUUACAAUACUCUGCAUGGAACUCUUGCUUUUUGCAUGUGGUUUCAGACCAAGAUCCAGUCCCCAGAGUCUUAAUUCCACCCCGCAAUCCUGCUGCUCAUGAAUUGGCUUCUCCAGCUAAUGAAUACAAGCCUUUUGGCACGUUUUUGUUGUGUUCGGAACUGGGUUGUGCUUGUCUUGAGAACCCUGAAUCUAUUUUGACAUUGUUGGUGGCAACCUACUCAGAGGAUCUUAGAAAUCAUGAUUGUGAGUUAUUUGGCUAUGGAAAUAUUGUCCAACAACUCGACCGUCAGGUAAUUUGCAAGGAUAGUACAAAAGUCGAUGAAUGGAUUGCACAACCAUCACAGGCAACCAUUGUUACACAACUAGCAGCAAUUGGACUGGGGCGACCACAGCUACAACAGCAGAGGAUUGACAUGAACACACUGGUUAGAGAGACAGAAAAACAGGAAAGGAAAUGGUUAAUGAGGAGGAGGGAAGUUUAUGAUUCCAAUGUGUUAAAUGAAAUGAAAGUAAACUUGGCCCAACUGGAAUGGUACAAGAAGUGUUCUGAGGACAAGGGAAUUGGAUACUAUGACUGCUACAAGAAUGCAAGCGAUAGAAGUGAUCUUGUCGUAGAAAGGUACAAGAAAUUCCUUACAUGUUACUGGAUAGACACGGUUGAAGAAGUAGAGAAAAAGCCCCAGAGGAAAGGCGCCCCCUUUACUACCCGCUGGCUCUUUGCGGGAACAAACUACCGAAGGAUGAUUGAACCGCUGGACAUAGCUGAAUACUACCGCGACCGCAAAACAGACUACGAAACUAAAGGAAGGUCUAAACAUUACAAGCAAUUGCAGCAAUGGCUCGAAGAAGAUGAGAAGAAUGCAAACCUUCCAAAUAAUUCAAAGAAACAAAACCUGGCGGGUGGUCAGACGGAGGAUUCUUGCUUUUGGGCAAAUGUUGAGGAGGCUCUCAUUUCGUGCGAGGUGCUGACUAAAAGAGAGUCGAACGAUAUGGACAAACAUAAACGGAGCCUGAUUGAGUUUGAGGCCUAUGUAUGGGGUAUGAUCAAGAAUAAGGCAGUAUCGAAUGAGAUAUUCUUGAAGCGGAGCAGUUUCAUGAAAUGGUGGGAAGAGUACUUGAAAAUUAUCCGAAAAGGCAUCAUGGGAACUUCUUAUACUUCUCCACUCACUGACUUCAUGAACAAGAAACAGUUCCGCCAGUAUGCUGCUGGCUACCUACAGAUUGGCUGAAGUUCUCUAUGUCUGCACUUGCCUUCAAACUUGACAAGUACUCCGAAGUCUUUCCCCAGCCAAUAAAUUGUAAAGGACAUCAUCUUUUCAAUAAAUUGUUACAGUCAUCAUUGUCAAAGGAAUGGCUUUUUGUCUUUGUUUCUUCUGCCCUCUUUCAAUGGCAAAGAAAGACCGGUAAUUAUAUGCAUGCAACUAUGCCAUUGAAUUAAAA
Molecule: messenger RNA, 2374 nt
Organism: Alnus glutinosa
Lineage: Eukaryota; Viridiplantae; Streptophyta; Magnoliopsida; Fagales; Betulaceae
Product: senescence-associated carboxylesterase 101-like
Exons: 4
Coding region: 394-2163 (589 amino acids)
Biological process (GO): lipid metabolic process; defense response
Molecular function (GO): carboxylic ester hydrolase activity
Source: RefSeq, a predicted model, not a curated record